Messenger RNA from Closterium sp. Naga37s-1, 11511 nucleotides. Lineage: Eukaryota; Viridiplantae; Streptophyta; Zygnematophyceae; Desmidiales; Closteriaceae. The record is from the annotation of a GenBank genome assembly.
AUGGGUUUCGCCGGAGUCGCGUUUCAGUCGCGCGCGGCGGCGGUGGCGGAGCUGCAGCACUGCCCGCAGUUCCACGACGCCAUUCUGGCGCUCCCCGACGCCGCCAUGUUCUCCGCGCCCGCGUGCCUGCUGUACGCGCGCAGCAAGUGGUUCCGCCGCGCGUGGGAGGACGCGCCGGGGAGCGGCUUCGGGAAAUGCGUGGAGAUCACGAUUCCGCCUGUACCCGGGGGGACGGAGGCGUUUGAGAGCAUUCUACAGUACUGUUACGGGCUGCCUGUUAACGCGGAUGCUACUAACGCGUUGCAGCUGCUGUGCUGCGCAGCGUUCUUCGAGAUGUGCGAGGGGAGCGAGGAGGAUUCGUUGCAGCGACAGGCGUGGAGGUACAUUAACGAGUAUGUUCUUAACGAGUGGGAGGACAGCCUGCGGCUGCUGGAGACAGUAGCGAGGGACGAGCUUGUAAUGAGGGAGGCUCUGAAGCUCGACCUCCCGCUGCACGCGUCAGCAUGUGUGGCAGGCACGUGCGCCAUCCCAUCCACCCACACCCGCCCGCCUGUUCACUCUAUUCGUUUCCCCCACCACCCCUCUCGCCCUCCCCUUCCCGCCUCUCCCCCCCUCUCCCGCCCCCUUCCCCCCCCUCCCCUCCCCUCCCCCUUCCUCCUCGUCGGCUGUGCUUUACCCCCUUCAUCUUUUCAUGCAGUGAGCGCCCUUCCUACGCUCCGCAACCACCCCCUGCUCGCUCUGAUCGCCUGCUUGCCACUCCAUCACCACGUGAUACCUGUCCCCUCGCACACUCGUGCUUAUGUUAAUGUUUCCCCUACACCACCCCUGCACCACCCCUACACCCCCCCCGCACCACCCCUACACCACCCCCGCACCACCCCUGCACCACCCCACCACACCACUCACCCACGAGCAGACCAUCUGAGCGCCAUGCUGUCGGGCCCGUUCGACAGCCCCACGCGCACGGCGGCGCUGCACCACCUCCUGGCGCGCCUGGCCGCCCUGCCCGCCCCCGUGCUGUCAUGCGUGCUGCAGGCGUGCCGGCAGGCCAGUGUGAGCUUCGUGCGCAUCGGCAACUACCUCGCCGCCCACUCCCACUCCUGCCUCUUCCAACACAUCCCCUCCCUCGCUGCCCUUGCCAGCGCUGCUGCCGCUGCUGCUGCUGGUGGGGAUGGCGAUGUUGCAACAGAAAAAGAGGCAGCAGCAGCAGGAGCUGCAGGGGCAGGGGCAGGGGCAGGAGGUGGGGAAGCAGCUUCGUCCGUUGGGCUUUCAAGCAGCGACGGUGCAGAGAGGAGGGUGGCGAGCGGAGGGGGAGGGGGAUACAAGGUGGUGUGUGGGGAGGAGGCGGCAGAGGAGGCGGAGGAGAGGGAGGAGGUGGGGCGGGCGAUGCUGUUUGAGUAUGCGUGCAGUGAGGCGCUGGAACACGCUGCAGCGAUGCAGGCGCUGCACCACCGGCCGCCAGCAGCAGCAGGGGCGGGAGGAGGAGGCAUGGACGCAGAAAGCAGGGGAUCAGCGGCAGCACUGCAGCAGCAGGCGUUGAGGCGGCAGCAGCAGGGGGGGUUAAGGUCCAGCACGCGCUACAUGCCAUCAGUGCAGUACCUGAUCGUGCUGCUCAAGCACUGCGUCACUCUACAGGAAGGACACACAGUCACGGAUGCACACGGGCAUGAACAGGGCGGUCAAGUGGGCGGUGUUGGUAAGACGCGAAGCUCAGCCUCGUUAGAAGUGUACUCGUUACAAGGAAAGGAAGGGCCAAGACAUCCGGUGAACAGCAAAGGGGUUCAAAGGGCAUCGUCGGUGCAGCGUGUGGGAGCCAGGGGCGUGAGGGGGGGUGCAGGCGCUGGGAGCACGGGGCUGAGGGAAACCAAGAGCGACAGCGACGUGGCCUCCAGUGAGCGGGCGGGUGCGGGCAGGAAGGGCGAGGCCAUGGGGGAGGGCGUGCGGGCGGGCGUGGGGCGGCGCAAGGAGCUGCUCUUCACACGCCUGGCGCACCGCCUCACCGCCAUGCCCACCGCGCUGUCCCUGGCGGACCUCGUCUUCCUCGGCCCCGCCACCAGCCUGCUGCUCCUCCACUCCCUCCGCGAUGCCUCCGUCUCCCAUGCCGUGCACCCCUCCAUCCCACCCCUGGCCCCCCAUGCUGGAGGGGCCCUGCCGCCACUUCCAUCGCACCCACCACCAGCGUCCACAGGCACUAGCACUAGCAUCACCAGCAGCAGCAGCAGCAGCGGGCGGCGUGUGGCGGUGCGGGUGGUGGGGUCACCAGCAGCAGCGCUGGGUGGCGAUCUCGUGUGCGACUACGUGCACUACCUCGCAGCGCGCAUGACGCACCAAUCACAGCACCACACGUGGCUGCCCUUCCUGCGCCUGUGCCCCGCGUGGCCCGGCCUGUCGAGCUUCCUCAUCGACCUCAUAGCGCUGCUGAACCUGCUCUUCCCUUACGCCCGCCACCUGCCCCCCGUGCCCGAGCUCUGGAGCAUGGUGGACGUCAGCGCGCUUUCUGAUGAGAAGCUCGCCCUCGCCGGGAAGAUGUGCUGCGAGGGGGAGGGUCAGGGCGGAGAUGCGGGAGGGGAUGGGGGAGAGAGGGGUGGCGGGUGGGGAGGGGGUUGGGGUGGGAGAGGGAGGGAGCAGGGGAGGGGAUGGUGGAGUGAGGGGAGGGUGUUGGCGCAGCAGGUGGAGAGGGAGCAGAGGGCGAGGGGUGUGAGGGCUGAGGGGGAGAGGGGAAAAGAAGGGGGGAUGCGGGGGGAGGUGGAGAAAGAACGGCGGGGGCGGCAGGAGAGGGCGCUGCAGCAGGCGGCGUUAGAGGUGGAGAGUGUGCGCGCCGCCAGCACCCGCCUCGCACUGGAGACCGCACAGGUGAGCGCCGGUGGUGGUGUGGCAGCAGGAGGAGGAGGAGGAGAGGGUGCAGAUGACCCCACUCGCCAUACUGCCCUUGCCCGCCCCGCUCACGGCCCUCUCACACACCUGUCCACCCUCGCUCGCAUCCACCAGGAGGGCGUGGCAUGGGACCGCCACCUCACCCGUGGCCCUCCAUUCUCCCCGUCCCUCCCAGCCACACCCUCUCCAUUCUCACUUGAUGCCAUGCGAUCCAUGUCCACGCCACACUCAUCUACCCGCAUGCCAUACACCCUUCACCCUCGCCCCUUCAACCCCUCACUCUCGCAUUCCCCUUGCACGCCCCCCCUCGCUACCCCCUGUGCCCCACAGGGCAUGGCAUCGGACGCGUGUCCAUGGGAGACGCUACAGCAGCGCGGGCUAGAUGCGGACAUGGUGGUGGACAUAGACGGGGUCACGUGGCCGCUGCACCGCCACGUGCUCCUCCCGCACUGCCCCCUCAUCCACUCCCUCCUCCCCGCCGCCACUGCUGCCGCCACCGCCAGUGCGUGUGAGGGCGAGCAGGGCGUGAUGCCGCUGGCGCUGGGCACGGGGCUGCCCAUCGUGGCGCUCACCGGCUUCCCCGGGGGUCCGCGCUCCUUCUCCAUCAUCGUCCGCUGGUGCUACGGCUCUCGCCCCAAGCUCUCGCCCAGCCAGGCCGCUGCUGUGCUCUUUGCUGCGCGCUUCCUCGGUAAGCCUUCUUCCGCAUGCCUCAACCGCUGCGUGAGCCAUAGCAUCAUGGGGCGCACGUUCAUGCCUUACUCUCCUUCCGAUCCACCCUCCUCUGCCUUCCCUUCCAUCCUUGAUGGGUGUAUGGUACGGGCAGGCAUGGAGGACCGCGGCAGUGAGGCGCUGAUACCAGUGGCGGUGCGCGCGGUGAAGGGAGGGCUGGCGGAGGGGUGGGAGGCGUGCUUUGACAUCUUGGAGCGGUGCUACCACGACCGCGUGCUGGGCGCGCUGGUGGUCGAGUUCAGCCUCAACCGCCACUUCUGCUCCUCCUCCCCCCGUCCAUGCUGGCACUUCACCACACACCGCUUUCCAUUCCCCCUUGUCUACUUCUCCCAUCGCUCAUCCCUGCCCUACUUCGCCUGCGACAGGCGCCAUAUUAAAGCUGGAGUCCCACUCCCCCUUGUCCUCUUGCACCCCUCAUCUCACCCGCCACUCCCCCCUCCCUCCAUCCGCUCUGUGCCAGGCGCAAUUCUGAAGCUGGAGUCGAAGCUGGUGGGGUACGGGCGGUGGGGCAACGACGACUGGGCGACGGUGAAUCGUCUCUUAGAGGGUAUGAGCAAGCUGCCCCCAGACAUCAGCAGGCGCGUGGUGCAGCAGCUCUGGGACCUGCGCCACUCCCACUGGGCCACCGUCUGCCCUGCACCCUGUUCUGAGGCGGGGGAGGAGCACCCGGGCAUCAAGGCCAUGGCCACGGUGGGGAGCUUCCUGCUGGGUAUCACUCUGCUGAGUAAGAUGGAGUGGCGGAGGCAGCAGGACGAGGAGGAGGAGGAGAAGAGGAGGAAGAAGGGCGGGCAGGGGUCAGCAGGUACCAGCAGCAGCCCGAGCCACGCAGCCAACUCUCCAUCGGCCCAGGCGCUGAGCAGCAGUGUGAGGAGCAGGGCACAGCCACCAUACGACAACAUCCUGUGGAUGCUGCGAGUGCUCAAGCUCUUCAUCUCGCCGCCCUUCGAUCGCCCCAUCCUGCUCGUGCUCAGCAACAACACGCCCCUCCUUGAAACCCACCACCUGCACUUCCUCGACCUCUCCUCCUGCCUCUCCCUCCUCACGCUCGUCUCCGCCGCCCCGCACCAAGACUCCCACCUGGUGGCCACCGCUGAUCUCCUCGACGUCUACCUCGCAACGCAAGGCACCAAGCGCAACCCACCGCUCAGCCCCGAGGAUUUCCGUGCGCUUGUGACGCGCCUGCCGCCCGAGGCGCGGCCGACGCACGACGGGGUGUUUGAGGCGGUGUGUGCGUUCGCCGAGGCGGACCCGCGGCCCGCCACAUGGAACCUGCUGGCCCUCGUGGACUGCGGGCGCCUCACCCCGCGCUGCCUGCGUCUCGCUGCGUCAGCGGCGGCGUCGAUGGAGUUUGGGCAGUCGGCUGUGGCGGGCUUCUGGCUGUUCCUCGUCUCGCUCUUGCGUGCUCUCAUGUGGUGUGGCCGCGGGAUGGCGGGGCGCGGCGACGAGGAUGAAUGGGACGAUGACGUUCCACUGGGGGGCUCUUUCCGCGGUCCCGCCACAACCCCCGCGCCUUCCGCCUCGCGGAUCCCUCCCCCGGGGUUCGCCGCAGGCGGAAGAGGCGUUGGCGGAAGAGGGGCUGGCGGAAGGGGGAGCAUGGACGGCGCGCGCGGGCAAGUUAGGUUCCGCGGAAUGCUUCCCGCUAUUCCGCCGAAUCCGCUUCAGGGGGAAUCGCCGUUCUCCCGUCCGCCCGCUGGUUCCGGCAGCACAGGCCACUCAGGCCAACGCGCCCCCACUGCCCAUGCCAGGGCCGGCCAUCCUGCCGGCCAUGCUGCCAGCCAUCCUGAUAAAAUUAGGGUCGGGGGAAUGGACGAGUAUAGGGGUGGCCUAGGGGGGUUAAGCGAGUUGGGGGGCGGGGGGGAACGGAGAGGGGAGGGCAGGGUGGGCGGGAGAGGCGUUGACGUGGGGGGAGGCUUGCCGGGUGAUUGGGAGGGGGAGCAACAGGAGAGACGUUAUAACCCGUUACAGGGGGAGCAACAGGAGAGACGUUUUAACCCGUUACAGGGGGAGCAACAGGAGAGACGUUUUAACCCGUUACAGGGGGAGCAACAGCGGCAGCAAGAGCGAGAGUAUUUGGAGGAGGGCGAGGAGGGGGGCGAAGAGGCCGGGGGGGACGAGGGGGGCGAGUCGGAGGAAGAGGAUGUUCCGCUCAACCAGCGCAGGGGGGGCGCGCAGCACAGCGCGGAUGGGGGCGCGGGGGGGGUGCUGGCGGGCAGAGGCGCAGCAGGGGUAAUGGCUGCUCCAGGGGGGGGCGCUGGGCACGGGAGGGGGCGGGGGAGAGGAAGAGGAGGGGGAAGAGGGGGGGGUGGCCCACUGCCUCCCCCGCCACACCCAUCCGUGCGCCAGCAGCAGGGGCUGCAAGAGCACGAGGAUGCUUAUAACGGGGAUGGAGUGCACGGAGAUGAGUCUAUCACGAGUGAAAGCGCCCCUGGCAGGCACUCUGGCAGCCCGGGGAAGGCGUUGGGGCGAGGGCGGGGGCGGGGCAGGGGCAGGGGGAGAGGCAGGCUUGGGGGAAGAGGAUUGGAAGGGGGGGAAGCGGAAGGGGCAGGAAGGGGAGGACAGGCAGGAGAUUCUGGGGGAGGUGAUGUGUUUGGGGGGAGUGAUGUUCUGUCCCCUGGGCGGGGCAGGGGGAGGGGCAGGGGGAGGGGACGUGGAAGGGGAGGAGGAAGAGGAAAGGGAGGGAGCGUUGCAGGGAGAGAGGCAAGUGAGGAGGAGGCAGGGGCGGGCAGUGAGUGGGAGGAGGGCGAGGGGUAUGGGCGUGCAGCGGAGGACGUGUAUGCGGGCGGCAGGUAUGGGGUUGAGCGGUACAGUCAGUCAGCAGCGGCGGAGAGAGAGGCGGUGCCAGGGCGGCUGCGGCUCACUGAGGAGGCGCACUCGCCCUUCCCCCUGCUGCCCCCGCCUCCCACCCCGCCUGCUGCCAGCGCUGCAGCACGGUCGGCAGCAGAGGGUGGCAGGGCAGAGGAAGGCACAGGCGGCGGGCACACCCUGCUGCAGCAGCGGCAGGAAGAGGCGGAGCAGGAGGGGCAGGAGCAGAAGCAGGGCAAGGGGGCAUCAGACACGGCUGCGAGUCUGGCUGCUCGGUUUGCUGCAGCCAUGAGCGCCGCGGCUGCAGGGGAGGGGUCGCUGGCGGAUGAGGCAGCUGCCAUUGCUGCUGCUCUGCCUGCUCCAAGAGUGUGGGACCAGAUGAGCCUGGACAGAAUCUCGACUGUUGAUCGCGAGGAGAAGAUCCGACGGCUGGAGUCGCAGUGCAUGGACGAGUGUGUGCAGCUGUGCCGCGACCUCAUCGUGCGCCAACGCCUCUGGCACCAGGACAUAGUGGAUGCAGGCAAGCCGCUGCCGCCCGUCAAGCUCUUCCCCAUCGUCCCUCCCCUCGACCUUCUCGACCCCGUGAGCCCGCCUGCCCUGCCUCACCUCGAAUUUGACUCGCUCCUCCCGCUCCUCCCACCCGCCAUGCAACCUGCUGCUGCCGGGGCGCCCACUGCUGCUGCUGCUGCUGCUGCUGGGAGGGGAGUGAAGGGGAAGGCGGAGGUGGAUGUGGGGGCGGGCAGUGCAGGGGGGCGGGGAGGGCGGGGCAGAGGAGGGCGAGGGAGAGGGCGAGGGGGGAGGGGAAUGAAGCCGGCGGGCUGGGAUGCUGAACCUUCUGCUGCCGUGUGUGGUGGUGGCGAGUCAGCAGGAGGUGGGGCAGUGUCGGCAGGUUUAAGGUUGAAACAAGAGGCGGGAGGGGCGGAGUGGGAGGAGGAUGCACCGUUGGGAAGGCAGCAGCAGCACGCGGGGAUGAAGAGGCCUCUGGGGCAGGUGGGGGGCGCGCAGGGGCAGCAGGGCGGAGCUCCUAUGGUGGCUCGUCCGAAGCAGAUGGUUCGGCGGCUGCUGGUGUGGCGGGCGAAUGAGCGCGAGGCGUUGAGGAAGGCCCUUCUCGCGUUUGGGCUGACCCGACCGUCCAUGGUGAGCACGGGGGGCGGGGGGGGGACUACCAAGGGAGUAGGGGCUCGCCAGAGUAACUGCUGGGGAGCAGCUACAAGUCUGCAGGUGCAGAGCAGCAUGCGGGCGAGCAUGAGGAGUGAGCGCCACGGGGCAGGGGACGUGGUGGACGCCACGUGUCACUUCCUGCGCGCCUGCUCGCUGCUGCAGCCCCCCCACGCCCUCGACCCGCGCGACCUCGCCUGGGCGCAGCGCCGCCUCUCUGUCCUCGCCUCCCUCGCUAACAUCCCCCUCGGCUCCCCGGGGGACAGUGGCGAUGGGGAGGGGGGUGAUGGCGAGGGAGAGGGAGGGGGAGGGGGAGGCGAAGGGGAUGGGAUAGCUCAGCGGGUGGGGUGGUGGGAGCGGCUGCCAGUAGCGAGCUGUGCGCGCACGUGGCUGCGCCGCCUGCGCCUGCUGGAGCAGCUCGUAUGUGUGUGGGGGGGAGAGGGGUGUGUGGGGCGGGUGGUAUCUGGGGCUAGUGACUUGCACGAGGUGCUGGGCUGCAUGGCGCGCACCACGGGCUUCGCCCUCGCAUGCCACCACGUGGCGGCGCUCACCGACGCCACGCUGCCCGCCCAUUGGUGGACGCGCGACGCUGACCUGGCGCUGCUGCUGGGCGUGGCGGUGCACGGGUACGGGGCGUACGAGGCCGUGUAUGGCGAUGCCGACCUGGGGCCGUACCUCCGGAAGCCCGCGCGGGACAGGGGGGAGAACGGGGAGAACGGGGAGAAGGGGGAGAAAGGGGAGCAGGAGGGGGGGGCUGGCGAGGAGGAGGGGUGGUUGGACGCGUACACGUUGACGCGGCGGUUGAAGCGCCUCAUUGAGCACCUCGUGCGCAUCAAGCGAUCCCGAUGGAGUCACUCCCUUCUCUCCCCCUCUCUCUCCCCUCCUCUCUCCCCUCCUAUCUCCCCUCCUCUAUCCCCUCCUCUCUCCCCUCCUCUCUCCCCUCCUGUCUCCCCUUCUAUCUCCCCUCCUAUCUCCCCUCCUCUAUCCCCUCCUCUCUCACCUCCUCUCUCCCCUCCUGUCUCCCCUCCUAUCUCCCCUCCUAUCUCCCCUCCUCUAUCCCCUCCUCUCUCCCUUCCUCUCUCCCCUCCUAUCUCCCCUCCUCUGGCCAAGAAGCCUCAGCCUCCUCCCACUCUUACGGGUCCUCCCCCCGCCUUCACCCCCGCGCACUUCAAGCGCGCCCUCCCUCCCGCCUCCGAUGCCUGGGCUGCCCCUGGCGCUGCUGCUGCCGCCGCUGCCGCCGCUGCUGCUGCCCCCGCUGCUGCUUCCGUUGCUGCUGGUGGUGGUGGCGGGAGGGGUGGGGACAUCGGGGGAAGAGGGGGCGUUGGGGGGAGAGGGAGGGGAGGCAGGGGAAGGGGAGUGGGAAGAGGGGGGAGAGGAGGACGGGGGUUAGCUGAUGGGGGAGGAGCAGGAGGAAGGGGAGGGAGAGGAAGAGUGGGGAACACAGGAGGGGCUUAUGAGGAGUACGGGGGGGAGGAGGAGGAGGAGCAGUGGGGAGGGCGGGGGGAGCAUGGGGAGUACGGGGAAGAGUAUGGGGAGGAGGGGGAUGAGGGCGUGGGGGAGGAGGAGUGGAACGAGGAUGCCCCUGUGGGUCGAGGUGGGGGGCGAGGGGAGGGCGGACUAGGCGGUGUGGAGAGAGGGGGAGGGGCGAGGGGGCGGGGCAGGGGGCGAGGCAGAGGACGGGGGGGAGGGAGGGGCGGGGCAGCAGGCGGAGGAGAGACUGGUGCCGCUGACCCGAGUGGUAGGGGGGGGCGGGGGAGGGGGAGAGGAGGGCGGGGGCGUGGGGGCACAAGGGGGGCCGGACGAGGUGCAGGAGCGGUGGAGAUGGGUGGUGGCGCAGGGGAGAGGGAGGGGAGGGGCGCAAAGGGAGGGGGCAGGGAGGGGGAGGAGAUGGAGUGGGAGGUGCAGGCGGAGGAGGGGGGGGAGGAAGCGGAGGCCGUGCAGGGUGGCCGUUCGCAUGCACACAGGGCAGGGGGGGCGCAUGGGGAAGGGGCAGGAGCGGCGCAGAAAGGGGUGGAGACGGUGUGGAGCCGCAAGGAGAAGCUGGAGCUGCUGCGCCUGCUCAUGCUGUGGGGGCUGCCCGCUGUGAGUCCUGGCUUGUCUUACCCGUCCCGUUCUUCCCCUCGCGGCCCUCGGGGGCAGCAGCAUGGCGGCAGCAGCACGAGGCAUGUGAGGUGGCAGCAUCUGAUGGAGUGGUUGUGUUGUGAUGGAUGGAUCGUGGGAGGGAGUGGCAGCAGCACGAGCCUAUCAUGUGCUUCAACCUGCUGUGGCCAUGCUCAACCCAACCAUCCCGUCCCGUGCUUCCCCUCGCACCCACAGGAGCAGCAGCAGGGCGGCAACAGCAGCGGCGGCAGCAGUGUGAGCUGGAAGCAGCUGCGGGACCACUCGCACCUGCCGUCCGUGCUCGCCAGGUCAGCAGCCUCCGUGGCGGCGUGCUUCGACGACGUCAUCGCUGAGAUGCAGCGCCGCCUGCAGGGCCUCCCCGCCUCCUCGCCCGCCUCUGCUGCUUCCAAUGCUGGUUUGGCUGCUGCUGCAGCAGGCGAGGAAGGAGAGGAAGGAGGGGACGGAGGGGAAGGGGAUGUAAGGGAGGCAGGUGGUAGUGGCGUCUCGGGGAAGAGGACGUUUGCGCUGGGAGAAGGCCACCCUGCCUCCUGCCCGGUAAUGUGGUGUGACAAAUUCCAUGUGGUGUGGCAAAUGCCAUGUGAUCGGCCAUGUUUGAAUCCCUCUGUGCCCCUCGUAUGGCCUUUCACUCUUGCUUCUUCCUUCCUCUCUGCCUCUCUGUCUCGUCCCUACUGCCCGUCGCAGUGUCUGCUGUGUGGAGAGAGGGAGGCCUCAGAUGCGAGGAGGCAGCGCAGGGGGCAACCAGGAGUGGGGGAAGAAGGGGGACCGGAGGGGGAUGGGGAGAGCGUGCUGCUGACCCCAGAAGACUCGGUGCUCAAUGCCAAGACAGCGCCCUUUUACCUUUGUCCAUUCCCCCUGUGCUGGUCCGCCCCUCCAUCCCCAACCGUGGCACUGCAUGUCCGCCCGCGCCACCAGGAGCGGCUGCUAGAGCGGUUGGAGGCGGUGGAGGUGCUGCGCAGGGCGGUGGCGGUGUUUGGUGGGGACUGGUUCCGGCUGGGCCUGUCCACGUACAAGUCGCACGACCUGCCCGCCUGGUGGCGUGCUGGCAUCCACGACAAGGGGCUCGUCAAGGGCAUAUUUGCGCACGGGUACGGGUCAUGGGCGGCCAUCAUGAAGGACGCGGAGCUGCCCUUUGCGGCGCUCAUAGCGCCCAGCAAGGCCGGCAAGGGCAAGCCCCCCCGCAAGGGCGCGGCAGAGGCGGACGGCAGUGGCGCCGGCGAGGGUGGGCGAGGGGGCAGCGAGCACGAGGACGAGGACGGGGUGGGCGGGGGGGCGGCAGGGGAGGGGGCACCGAAGGCGAAGGUGGUGGUGCGGAGGGUGAAGUAUCUGGAGAAGAUGCUGAAGCGCCAGCUCAUCAAGCGCGACAGCUCCGGGCCCCGUAAGCGCAUGUCCGCUGCUGCCAAGGCUGCUGCCGCCGCCGCCGCCGCUGCAGCUGCUGCUGGUUCUGCUGCUCCCUGCGUUGAUGCCAAGCCUGCUGCUGGCACUGUCAGUAGCGUCGGUGCUGCUGCUGCUGCUGAUGUGGAUGCAGGGCAGCAGCUUGUGCAUGGACACAUGGCGUCCGCUGGUUGGCUGGCAGGUGAUCCACACAGGGCCGGAGGUGGGGGGGAUGUGGGAGGAAGCGGGGGAGGAUUGAGCCUGGAGUUCACAUUGGAGCGGGGCGCGGGUGGUCGAGUGGGUGGGGGGGGAGCACGAGGUGUUCAUCCUGCUGCUUCUGCUGACGCUCGUGCUGCUUUGGCUGGUAUUUCCGCCAAAAUUGUGGGUGGAGGUCUGGGUUUGAGUAUGGGAGGAGGUAUGGGUGGGCUCGACUUGAACAUGGAUCUGUGCUCAUGA